Hirundo rustica (Barn swallow) is the source of this 996-nucleotide messenger RNA. RefSeq names its product cytochrome c oxidase assembly factor 1 homolog. Lineage: Eukaryota; Metazoa; Chordata; Aves; Passeriformes; Hirundinidae. Gene Ontology annotation, cellular component: mitochondrial inner membrane. Gene Ontology annotation, biological process: mitochondrial respiratory chain complex IV assembly; mitochondrial respiratory chain complex I assembly. The record is from RefSeq and is a predicted model, not a curated record. The transcript has 6 exons. Bases 330 to 749 code for a protein of 139 amino acids.
GUGGAGUCUGGAUAAGAGCUGUCAGAAGGGAUUUUUAGUCAAUUUGAUGCUGAGUGAUAGCAUUCUUGAACCACGGUUUUAGAGGAGUGACACCAAAAGGCUGAGUGCUUUACAGGACAAGUAGCACUCCCUGCUUCCUCAGCUGCCUGAAAAUCAAGCCAUAGAUAUUUGCCUUCAUUCCAAAUAAGCUGGUCUGUGUUGCAGGCUGCAGGCAGGCACAGGGACAGCAUAGAGCAAUUCUUUUGAACUUUGGAUUGUAGCACUCAUGACCUCGCUCCCAGCAACAAGGAAGCCAAGAAGCUGUUCCACAGCUUUCUCAGGGAGGAAAAAUGCCAGCUUCUCUAAGAAAACUGCAGCAAAUAGCUGUUUUCAUGGGACUGUUCAGUGGCGGGGGUUGCAUCGUGAUGUAUAAUCUUAUGCAAAAAAGUUUUGCCAGGACCCAGUAUUACCAGCAAGCUUUGGAGCAAUUGAACAGCAAUCCUGAUGCCCUGGAAGCCUUGGGUGCCCCCCCUCUUAAGGUCCACAACAUCCACCUGACGGAUUGGAGCAAUCGCGUGGACACGGAAAGAGCACGGAUAAAGUUACCAGUCUCUGGAACAAAAUCGGCAGGCUACCUCUAUAUUAACUCGGAGAUGGACCACUCCCGUCAGUGCUGGUGCCUUCAGGAUGUCACCUUGAAACUGCGGGAUGGUCGGAAUAUUCCCAUUUACCACUCUCCGGUGGAAAGCAUUGGUGUGCAAGAAGGCUAAAAAUCAGGGACAGCUGCAUCUCCGCCUCCCAUUGAGCCAAAGGAGCCAUUAAUCGAUUGCAUCCUGCUGUGUCUGUGAAUGUACACAGUUGUCACAAGUGACAGCUUCACUUAAGCGGGUGCUCUCGACAAUUUUCUCUCUAAGAUUGACCUCAUCGUUGUUGUAAUUGUAAUUUCUUUCUUUUGCUGGUUUAUUCAUGUGUUUAACAGAAGCCUAAAAUAAAUACCUUGCAAAAGAGUUGCUGUUG